This is a messenger RNA of Paramecium sonneborni, 12567 nucleotides long. The record is from the annotation of a GenBank genome assembly. Lineage: Eukaryota; Ciliophora; Oligohymenophorea; Peniculida; Parameciidae.
AUGUCAAAUCUAAUAGCCUCUCCUUCAAAGAAGGCUUAAUUUAAAUUUAGCAAGGAGCGAUUUCAAUAUAGAAUUCUUCAUAAAUAAGAGAAGCCAAUAGAGGAAGACUACGAUCCAAAUGCUAAUUAAAAAGUGGCUUUAAGUAAAGAGGAAUAUUUUUUUCAGAAAAGAGAAGAAAAUAACUCAAUUGAUUUAUAGUAAUUGCUGUUGAGCAAAGUAAUUAUUUAAAAUAAGUUUAGGGAGUUGAUUUUAAUGAUCCAACUUAACACUUGAGAUAGCUUCCGUUACAAAUACAUGAUGAUGUUGGAUUGGAACAAGUGUUUGUAGAUGAUAGAAUAGAGUUUGAGAAUGUGUUAUUUGAUGAAUAGCCUUAUGAAGUAACAGCAAAGAUUGUAAUUUGUAAUGAGAACAAUGUUACAUUUGAAAGAGGGUAAGUGAUUGGAUAUGAUGAAGAAAAGAAGAAAUUUAAAUGUAUAUUGCCAUCAUUAGGUAAACGUUUAAUACCCAGAGUCUAUUUGUGUUUUGAUCAUGAGAAUCAUUAUAAAUGGGCUGAUCGAUUUGCAUUAGCAUGGUAUCAUAGAAUUGUAGCACAUUCAUUAUUAAAAAAGAGUGCUUUCAUUUAAUGUAUGCCAAAAGAUCAUUUACCAGAUAUGCCUAAUGAAUAAAAAAAGAAAAUCGAAGAUUUAAUCAGAAAAAAUAAAAAACUAGAAUUUAGUGAAAUUAGUGCUCUAAUGAUGGAUGCUGCUAUUGAUUAUUAAUUGUUAAUGAAUAGAAUUCUAUUUGAUUAUCAUUUAACAGCUAAUCCAACUGAUCUUGUACCACAUGGUUUAGUUUUACCAGAAGUUUAAAUUAAAAAAGAUCCUAAUUAUUAUGGAAUGUUACCAUUAGAAGCAAAAAAAGGAGCAAAAGAAGUUUAUAUGUGGACUCCACAUGAAGUAUUCUUUAAUGAACCUAAAAGUUUUACAGAAAUUUUUAAAGAAUUCUUAUUAAAUAGUAUUAUGGCUAGUCCAGAAUCAGUUAAAUGUUUAUAGUUGGUUACUGAAAAAUGCAAUUAAUUGUAGGAAUUAGAAUAUUUUUAUAUUAAUGGAUAAAGUCAGCCACCUUAUAAAUUAGAGGAAUUUAAAUAAAAUAAUGAUUCCUAAUUAGUAACAUCAAUGAGUAAAUUAAGAAAAGAUUUUAUGGAAGAUGUUGAGAAAAUUAUUCUUAAAUAAUUCGGAGAAAAAGAACAACCUUAAAAGGAUAAGGAGAAAGAUACUAAAGAAAAAGAGAAAGAUAAUAAAGAAAAGGAGGAUAAAGAAAAACCUAAAGAAAAAGAAAAGGAUAAAGACAAAGAGAAAGACAAGGAGAAAGAUAAGGAGAAAGAAAUUAAUAAAGAUAAAGAUAAAAAUAAAGUAGCUUAAAAGUGGUUUAAUUUAAAAGAAACUGAAAGGACUAAUUAUGAUAAAGGAAGACUUAAGAAAUUUUUUGCAUGUGUAAGACUUAUGAUUUAGGAUGCUAUUUUGAAUUUAUCAUAAAAGUCAUUUAAUAAUUAUGAUAAAUAUAUUAGAAGUUAUAUACCUACUAAUGUUAUAAUUAAUGGACCUGAUGAUGUGGUAAAUGAAUUUGCAGAUGGAUUAGUUUUAAGUUCCAAGAAUCCAGAUAGUUUUCAUGAUCCAAGAGCAGUGAAACCAUUAUUUACAAUUGAAUUACUUAAAGCAAUUAACGAGGAUAAUUUUUGCUAUUCAACAAUGAUACGAAAUUAUACAACAACAAUUUUGAUAAUAUUUAAUAAAGCAUUAGAAGAUUUAGCUAAAAUACCUGAUUUAGAACCAAAAUUAAUGAAAGAAAUAUUUAAAGGAACAAGAUCUGAAAUGUAUUAUAAGGUACCUUAAAAGUCAUAGAUUACAAAUGAUCCUUUUGGUAAUUAAGAUCCUUAUUUUUUUGAUGAAAAUAUAUGGGUUAAUAAAUUAUUUGAUUCAUUAAGUGAACACUUAGAUAAAUCAUUUGUUGCAUUAGAUGAAUAUUUGAAAUGUUUUUAAGUUUACAAAGAAAUCUUAAUGAUAAGACCAGAAGAAUAUAUAAAAACAGUUGAUAAUGAAGAAAAACCAAAAGAAACAGAAUUAAUAAGAGAUGAAAUAUUCGAGUUAUAAAAAAAAGAAGAGAAAUUGAAAUUAUAGAUACCUGAUUAAAUACAAGUGGGAUGUUUCAAAGUUAAUUGCAAAGAAAUUAGUUAAUUAUUGACAGGUAAAUAUCAACAAUUAUACAAAUUGUUGAUAGAAGUAAUUGUAAAGAGAGUAAAAUAAUCAACAUUAUUAUUAUAUGAUGAAAUUUAGAAAGUGAAAUUGAGAUUGAAUGAACCUCCAGUAGAUAUUGAAAAAUUAACAGAAAUCAAAUAAUAUAUGGUAAAUUUACCACUUGAAUUGGAAAAGGUAAAAGAGGAUAUAGAUAAAUCAUGCGAAUUAUAUGAUUUAUUAGAACCAUUUAAAGUUAGAUUUUAACAUGAAGAUAUUCAAAGAAGAUGGUAAGUUUAUGGAGGACCAAAAGAAAUAAUGGAAUUAGUAGAAAUAAGAUCAUAAGCAUUAGAAAAGGAAAAGGGUCUAUUCUAAGAUAAAAUGAAACAAGAGUAGGAUUUCUUUUUAGAAUAAGUAAAAUCAUUAUAAAUAACAAUAUCAACAUUCUAUUCAUAUUAAAAUAUGGAUGAUCAUGAGAGUGUAGCUUAGAGAGUGAGAGGAAUAAAUGAUUAAUUAUAAAAGUUUUAAGAAAAUGCUAGAUAAUUUAAUUCUAGAGAAUUAUUAUUUGAAAUGGAAUAAACUGAUUAUAGUGUAAUAUAAUAGAUGGUAAAAGAAUUCAGACCAUAUUCAGAUUUAUGGUUGACAACCAAUUAAUGGUUUAAGAAUAUUGAACAUUGGAGAAAUGAUGAUUUUGAAAAAUUAGAUGCAGAUUAUUGUGAGAAGUUUAUGGAAGAAGCUUAUAAGACUACAGCAUUAGUCAAUAAAAAUUUUAGUGAUAAGGAUAUUUAACCAGUUUUAAAAAUUGGUUAAAAUGUUCGUUCUUUUUUGGAAGAAUUUAAACCAAAAGUCCCAUUGAUGGUUGCAUUAAGAAAAUAAGGUAUGAAAGAGAGGCAUUGGGAAUAAGUCUCUUAAAAAUUAGGAUAAGAAGUUAAACCGGUUCCAGGAUUUACAUUUACAAAAGCUGUUGACAUGGGAUUAAUGAAGAUUGUUGAAGAUUGUAUGGAAAUAGGAGAAAGAGCUUAUAAAGAAUUUCAAAUAGAAACUAUGCUUAAUUCUAUGAUGGGUUAAUGGGAAUAAAUUAAUUUUGAUGUUGCUGGAUAUAAGAAUAUCUCAUUUAUUAUUAGAGGAUUUGAUGAUAUAGGCAAUACUUUAGAUGAACAUAUUGUAAAUACAUAAGCUAUGCUUUUUUCACCAUUUAAAAAACCUUUUGAAGGACUUCUUAAUGAUUGGAACAGUACUUUAAAAAAAGUUAGUGAUAUUCUUGAAGUUUGGGCUAAAGUAUAAGUAAAUUGGAUGUAUUUGUAACCUAUUUUUGAUAGUUAAGAUAUCAUAAAAUAAUUACCCUUAGAAUCAAAAAGAUUUAAGGUGGUUGAUCAAAAUUGGAAAUUAAUAAUGAUUAAUGCUAAGAAUACUUUGAAUGUUUUAAAAGUUUGUUCAGCUGAAGGCCUACUAGAGAAACUUACUGAAGGUUAUAAUAGUUUAGAAUAAAUUCAAAAGGAAUUAAAUAAUUACUUGGAGAGAAAAAGAGAAAGAUUUGCUAGAUUUUAUUUCCUAUCUAAUGAUGAUUUAUUGGAGAUAUUAUCAUAAACUAAAGAACCAACAGCUGUGUAACCUCAUUUAAGAAAAGUAUUUGAAAAUGUCAAUUAAAUUGAAUUUGAUGGUAGUAAGAAAAUUCAUGCAAUGUUCUCAGCAGAAGGAGAAAAAAUCAAUUUUGUAAAAGUUAUUGAUCCAAAUCAUAAAAAUGUAGAAGAUUGGAUGAAUGAUGUAGAAGAUUAAAUGAAAUAGAGUGUUAGAGCAGCUUUACUUAAUUCAGUUCAUUAAUAUGUAGAAACACCAAGAAUUAAAUGGGUAACUAUGCAUCCUGGACAAUGUGUUUUAAAUGGAUCAUAAGUACAUUGGACAAAAGAGGUUGAAACAGCCAUCAAAGGUUAAAAAGUUAAAUAGUAUUUGGAAUAAUUACAAGCUUAAUUGAAUAACUUAGUUGAUUUAGUCAGAACAAAAUUAACUAAAAUGUAAAUGGUUACAAUAAAUGCAUUGAUUGUUAUUGAUGUACAUGCUAAAGAUGUUGUAGAAUUGUUACAAAAAGAGAGUGUUGAAGAUGUGUCAGCAUUUGAAUGGAUAUCACAGUUAAGAUAUUAUUGGGAAUAGGACAAUUGUUAUGUAAAAUGUAUUUAAACAAACUUCCCUUAUGGUUAUGAGUAUUUAGGAAAUACAUUGAGAUUGGUCAUCACUCCUCUUACUGAUAAAUGUUAUAUGACACUUAUGGGAGCAUUAAAAUUGAAUUUAGGUGGUGCACCUGCAGGACCAGCAGGUACUGGUAAAACAGAAUCAACAAAAGAUUUAGCUAAAGCUUUGGCGAAAUAAUGUGUUGUUUUUAAUUGUUCAGAUUAAAUGGAUUAUAUUAUGGUAGGUAAAUUCUUUAAAGGGUUAGCAAGUGCUGGAGCAUGGGCUUGUUUUGAUGAAUUUAAUCGUAUCAAUAUAGAAGUGUUAUCUGUUAUUGCAUAAUAAUUAUUGAUUCUAUUCGGAAAGAAAGCUGAAGGUGCUCCUUCUGCAGAUUUUGAAGGUAGUUCAAUUCGUUUAGAUCCAACUUUUUCAGUAUUUAUUACAAUGAAUCCUGGUUAUGCUGGUAGAACUGAAUUACCAGAUAAUUUAAAGGCUCUUUUUAGACCAGUAGCUAUGAUGGUUCCUGAUUAUGCUUUAAUUGGAGAAAUUAUGCUUUACUCUUUUGGAUUUAAAAAAGGUAGAGAAUUAGCAAAAAAGAUGGUUUAUACAUUUAAAUUAAGUUCAGAAUAAUUAAGUUCUUAAGAUCAUUAUGAUUAUGGUAUGAGAGCAGUAAGAUCAGUUAUUAAUGCAGCAGGUUUAUUAAAAGCAGCUGAUCCAGAUUAAGAUGAAGAUCGUUUACUAUUAAGAGCUUUGAUGGAUGUUAAUGUACCUAAAUUCUUGAAAGAUGAUUUACCUCUAUUUAGCAAUAUUAUUAAAGAUCUAUUUCCAGGUAUUGAUAAACCUGAAGUUGAUAUAGGAGAAUUAUUGGUUCAAAUAUAAGAAGCGUGCAAAAAUAUGAAUUUAUAAUGUACUGAAUCUUUCUUAGUAAAAAUUAAUUAACUUUACGAUACAAUCUAAGUAAGACAUGGAUUAAUGUUGGUUGGGCCAACAGGUGGUGGCAAGACUAGUAAUUAUAAUGUUUUAGCUCGUUCUCUUUCAGCUCUAUAAAAUACUUUGUAUUAUAAAGUACAUACUCACAUUUUGAAUCCUAAAUCUAUUACAAUGGGAUAAUUAUAUGGUCAAUUUAAUGAAUAGACUAGAGAAUGGAAUGAUGGAAUAUUAGCCUAUACUGUGAGAGAAGUAUGUAGAGAUCAAACAUCUGAAAGACAUUGGAUUAUGUUUGAUGGUCCUGUUGAUGCUAUUUGGAUAGAAUCUAUGAAUACUGUGUUGGAUGAUAAUAAAAAAUUAUGUUUAAACUCAGGAUAAAUAUUAACCUUGACUCCUUAUAUGACUAUGAUGUUUGAAGUUGAAGAUCUAGCUGUUGCUUCACCUGCUACUGUUAGUAGAUGUGGUAUGGUUUAUAUGGAACCUGUUUCUUUGGGUUUAUAACCACUUAUUAAAUCUUGGCUUAAUACAUUACCACCUCAUUGCAGAGAUAGACCUAAAAUUAUAACUUAAUUAAGCAUGUUGUUUGAAUAAUAUCUAGAACCUACUUUAGAAUUCAUGAGAAAAAAUCUCAAAGAAGUUGUAGGUACUUUUAAUAAUAAUCUUACUUAAUCAUUAUGUAGAUUACUUAAUUGCUAUUUACAUUAAUACAAAGAUACAGAAAUCAAAAAAGUGCCUAAGGAGGAUAUUGACAAUCUAGAAUAAUAGAUUGAACCAAUUUUCGCUUUUUGUUUAACUUGGAGUUUGUGUUGCACUGUGGAUUAAAAUGGAAGAGAGAAAAUUAACUUAUACAUCAAAGAAUAGUUUAGUAAAUCAAAAGCUAAUUUCCCUCAAGAGGGAGCUAUUUUUGAUUAUCUAUUUAAUGAGCGUACAAAAUAAUGGACACAUUGGGAUGAUCAGUUUAAAUCUUAUGAAGUUGAUCCUAAAUUAACUUAUUCAGAAAUUUUAAUUCCUACAACUGACUCAACAAGAAAUAUGCAUUUAAUGAAAACACUCUUAUCGAAUAUGUAUCACUGUCUAUUUCCUGGACCCACUGGUACAGGAAAAACUGUGAAUGCUAUGAAUUUACUAAUAUAGAGAAUGGGAGAAGACUAUCAGUAUAUGUCUUUAUCAUUUUCAGCAUAGACUAGUGCCAAUUAAACUUAAGAUACAAUUGAUUCAAAAUUAACCAAAAGAAGAAAAGGAUAUUAUGGUCCUCCUCCUCCUAAAAAGUGCAUAAUCUUUGUAGACGAUCUUAACAUGCCAAAGAAGGAAGAAUAUGGAGCAUAACCACCAAUAGAAUUAUUAAGAUAAUUUAUGGACCAUAAAGGUUGGUAUAAUAGAAAGGAAUUGUUCUUUAUGAAUUUAUAAGACAUUAUAUUGUUAUCAGCUAUGGGUCCUCCUGGAGGUGGAAGAAGUGCAAUUACAAAUAGAUUAAUGAGACAUUAUAAUAUCAUCGCCUAUACAGAAUUAGGUUAAUCAACAAUUAAAUAGAUAUUUGGAACUCUUGUAAGUUCAUUUUUAAGAAGAUUUAGUGAAGACAUAAGAAAUUAAAUUGGUAAUUUAGUAGAUACAGUACUAUAAGUGUAUGAAAGAGUAAAACGAGAACUAUUACCAACCCCUAAGAAAUCUCAUUAUACUUUUAACUUGAGAGAUAUUAAUAAAGUAUUCUAAGGAAUUUGUUCAGCUUCAUAAAAAUAUUGCACAGAUGCUAAAGCAAUUAUACAAUUAUGGUUCCAUGAGAAUAUGAGAGUGUUUCAUGAUAGAUUGAUUAAUUCAGAGGAUAGAGAAUAUUUGAUAUCGAUAUUGGAGGAAUUAUUUGCUCGUUUUGGUUAGGAGAAAGAAAACAUUCUAAGUUUGGAUCGCAUAAUUUUUGCUGAUUUCUAAUAAGGAAGGGAUGUAGAACCUAGACAUUACUUUUUAGUUAAUGAUUUAAAGAAGUUAUCUAAUUAAAUGUAUGAAUUUUAGUAAGAAUACAAUGCAGAUCCUUCAUUUGCAGGAUUGGGUGGUAAAAAAUCAAUGAAAUUGGUAUUGUUCUUAGAUGCUUGUGAACACAUUUGUCGUAUUAGUAGAGUAUUGAGAUAACCAUAAGGAAAUGCACUAUUAUUGGGAGUUGGAGGUAGUGGUAGAUAAUCUUUGGCUAAGAUGGCCACAUUCAUCUCAUACUAUAGAUUAUUUUAGAUUGAAGUUAUUAAGACAUAUAAUAUGAGAUCAUGGAGAGAAGAUGUAAAGAAAGUAUUAAUGAUGGCAGGAGUAGAGAAUAGAGGAGUAUCAUUUAUAUUUGUGGAUACAUAAAUAAUAAAUGAAUAAAUGUUAGAAGAUAUGAAUUCAAUAUUGAAUUCAGGAGAUGUCACAAAUCUCUAUUAAGAUAAAGAUAUGGAUGAAAUUAUUACAUCAUGUAAAGGAGAAUGUUUGAAAAGAAAUUUAUAGCCAACUCCUAAUAAUAUUUUUGCUUAGUAUUUAGCUAGAGUAAAGAAUAAUAUCCAUUUAAUAUUGGCGAUGUCUCCAUUAAGUGAUAAAUUUCAAACACGUUUACGUAUGUUCCCUUCUUUAGUAAAUUGUUGUACAAUUGAUUGGUUUACUGAAUGGCCAGAAGAAGCCUUGGUAGGUGUAGGAAGAGGUUAAUUAACAGAAUAUGCAACUGAAUUUGGUUUUAGUGAAUAAUUAGAGAAAAUUGUAGAAAUGUGUAAAAUUAUGCAUAAAUCAGUGGAAUAAGUCUCAGUCUAAUAUUAAUAACAAUUACGUCGUUAUAAUUAUGUUACUCCAACAAGUUUCUUAGAAUUAAUAACUAUGUUUAAGACAGUUAAUAAUGAAAAGAAGAAUGAACUUAAGUUUUAAAUAAAUCGUCUAAAAAGUGGAUUGGAUAAAUUGAUUGCUGCUAAUGAGGCAGUAUCAGAAAUGCAAAUUUAAUUAAAAGAUAUGCAACCUAAAUUAGAGGAGGCUGCUAUAGAAACAGAAAAAGUCAUGGCCAGAUUAGAAAUUGAUAAAAAAGAAGCAGAUGAAACUUAGAAAGUAGUUUCUGUUGAAGAAGCGGAAGCCCAAAUAGAAACUAAAAAAGCUAAUGAAAUAAAGAGAGAAGCAGAAGAAUCAGUUGCUGAAGCUAAUCGUAUUUUAGAAACAACUUUAAUUGAAGUGUAAAAAUUAAAAAAAGAACAUUUAGUAGAAGUCAAAGCAUUACCUAAUCCUCCUAGGGCUGCAAUUAUUACUCUUGGAGGUUGUGUUAUUCUACUUUAAGACUUCAUCAAAGAAUAAGGAGGUGAAAUUUAAAUGAUGAAGGAUGAAACAGGUAUGAAAAAAGUUGAAGAUUUUUUCAGCACAGCCAAAAAAUAUUUACUCAAUGAUACUAAAACACUUUUAGAUUAAUUACUAGAUUACAAGAGAGAUAAUAUUAAUUAAGCAUAUAUUAGAAAACUAGAAUAAAAAAUUAUUGGUGAUCCAGAUUUCAAAUUAGAAAGAGCAAAUACUUGCAGUUUAGCUAUUAAAUAUAUGUACAGUUGGUGCUAAGCCAUGUAUGAUUACAAUAAAAUAUUCUUAUAAACUCAACCCUUAAGAGAUAAGUUAGCUUAAGCUCAAAUGAUUGUUGAUUAGAAAUAAGCUUUACUUAAAGUAAAAAAAGAACAAUUAGAUGCAGUCAAUGCUAAAAUCAAAAGAUUAUAGGAAGAAUUUGAUGAAAAAGUAAAAACAAAAGAAGAAUUAUCCAAAAAGAUUUAAGAAUGUGAAAUUAAAUUAGUUAGAGCCUAGAAAUUGACAAGUGGAUUAUCAGAUGAAAAAACAAGAUGGACAGCAGAUAUUGAUAAACUCCAGUUAUAAGAACCAUUAAUUCCUGGUAAUUCAUUAUUAUCAGCAGCUAUGCUUGCUUAUGCAGGACCAUUUGUUUCAAGUUAUAGAUAAGGUUUAGAAAACAAGUGGAGAAAGAAUUUAAUUGAAUUAUCUAUAAGGCAUACAGAUAAUAUCACUAUGGUUCAAUUUUUAGGAGUACCUGUUAAAAUCUAAUCAUGGAAUAUUGCAGGAUUACCUAAGGAUGAUACUUCUAUUGAAAAUGGUAUCAUCAUAGAUAAAAGCAGAAGGUAUCCUUUGAUGAUUGAUCCCUAAAAUUAAGCAAAUAAGUUUAUAAAAAAUAUGGGAAAGGAACAUGCUGAAGGUAUAGAAGUAUUAAAAGUGAAUGACCCUAAUCUUAUGAGGACGCUUGAAUUAGCUGUCUAAUUUGGUAAAUAAGUUCUGAUUGAAAAUGUUGGAAAAGAUUUAGACCCAUCUUUUGAUCCAAUUCUAUUAUAAUAAAUAGUUAAAAGCGGAUCCUCUCUCACAAUUACAUUGGGUGAAAAAACAUUGUCAUUUAAUGAUAAAUUUAAAUUCUUUCUAACCACUACUAUACCAAAUCCACAUUAUCCUCCUGAAACCUUUGUAAAGGUUACAAUAAUUAACUUUGCAAUUACUCCAAGCGGAUUAGAAGAUCAGAUGUUGGCUUUAAUUGUGGCUUUAGAAAAUCCUUAAUUAGAAGCAAAUAAAGUUCAAAUAGUUAGGAAAAAUGCUGAAGAUAAGAAAUAGUUAUUAUUGAUAGAAGAUGAUAUUCUAAAGUCUCUAUCAGAAGGUGCUAACGAUAUUAAUGAAGUAUUGAUGGAUGAGACUCUUAUUAAUAAAUUAUAAAACAGUAAGAAAUUUGCAGCAGAAAUUAAUUAAAGAGUUGCAGAUUCUAAGAUAACAGAAGAAUAAAUAGAUUAAGCAAGAGAAGGUUAUAGACCAGUAGCUUUUAGAGCAUCUUAAUUAUUCUUCUGUAUAGUAGAUUUAUCAGGUAUUGAUCCAAUGUAUCAAUAUUCUUUAUAAUGGUUUAUGAAUUUAUUUUCUAUGGGAGUAGAGAAUGCCCCAGCAGCUAAAGAACAUGAGGUUAGAUUGACAAAUUUAAAUGAUUAUUUCACUUUCAGUUUGUAUGAGAAUGUAUGUAGAUCACUUUUUGAAAAACAUAAAUUACUUUUCUCUUUAAUGUUAACAAUAAAGAUUCUCUAAGGUUAUAAGUAAUUGAAUGAAGAAGAAUGGAGAUACUUAUUGACAGGGCCUAUGGGAGAUAUAAAAAUAAAGCAUAAUCCAACUAAAUGGAUAGCUGAAAAUACUUGGCCAGAUAUGUAUAGAUAAAUUUAUGGAAUGUCAUAAUUACCAGCAUUUAAAGGGUUUGAAGAUUUUUGGAUAAAUAACACUGAAUUAUUUAAGCCACACUAUGAUUCAACUGAACCUCAAUUAAUGUAAUUACCUGGAGAAUGGAAUUCUAAAUUAGAUGAAUUCUAGAAACUAAUUUUCAUUAAAUCUUUCCGUCCUGAUAAAGUUAUUCCAUGUGUUUAGAAUUUUAUAUCUCAUAAAAUUGGUAAAUAAUUCAUAGUUCCACCUCUUUUUGAUUUAGCAAAAUGUUAUAAAGAUUCAACAAUGUAAACUCCUUUGAUAUUUGUGUUAUCUGCUGGAUCUGAUCCUGUGGCAGACUUUUUAAAGUUUGCAGAAGAGAAAGAAAUGCUUAAAAGAUAUGAAUAAAUUUCAUUAGGUUAAGGAUAAGGUCCAAAAGCUGAAAAAAUGAUUAGAGCUGCUAGAUAAAAAGGAGGAUGGGUUCUUUUAUAGAAUUGUCACUUAGCAGCAUCAUGGAUGAAUGAUUUGGAACGUAUUUGUGAAGAUAUUGAUGAAAGUGCUAGUAAAGAUUAUAGAUUAUGGUUAACAAGUAUGCCAACAAACUCUUUUCCAAUAUCAGUUUUAUAAAAUGGUGUCAAAAUGACUUUAGAACCACCUUCUGGAUUAAGAAGCAAUUUAUUACGAUCCUAUGCUCGUUUAGAUGAUAAUGAAUUAUAAAGUGGAUGCAAAAAACCUGAAAUAUUUAAGAAACUAAUAUUUGGAUUCUGUUUCUUCCAUGCUAUUAUUUAAGAUAGACGUAAGUUUGGUCCAAUUGGUUGGAAUAUUGCAUAUGAAUUCACUAACGAAGAUUUGAAUGUUUGUAAGAGAUAAUUAAUUAUGUUAUUGGAUGAAUAUGAUGAAGUUCCAUACAAAGUCUUAAAUUAUUUAGGUAGUGAAAUCAAUUAUGGUGGAAGAGUCACUGAUGAUAAGGAUGUUAGAUUAAUUAAAACUAUAUUAAGAACUUACAUUAAAAAAGAAGCAUUAAAUGAUCAUUUCUCCUUUUCUAAAAGUGGUACUUACAAUUCUCCUCCUUCUGGAUUAUAAGCUGAUUAUAUGAAUUAUAUAGAAAGUCUUCCAUUAAAUCCAGCACCAGAAGUAUUUGGAUUACAUGAAAAUGCUGAUAUCACUAAUGCUCAAAAUCAAACUAUUAUGCUUCUUGAAACUAUUCUUUCAGUCUAACCAAGAACUAGUUCAUCCGCAGGAAAAACUAGGGAAGAGUAAAUUGAAGAUUUAGCUAACUUUGUGCAAGGAAAAACACCUCCAGUUUUUGAUUAUGAUGGUAUUUUCCUCAGAUAUCCUACUGAUUAUCAAGAAAGUAUGAAUACUGUGUUGGUUUAAGAAGUCUUAAGAUAUAAUAGAUUAUUAGAAGUUAUGAUUGAAUCAUUAGUUAAUGUGAAAAAGGCAUUGAAAGGAUUAGUAGUAAUGUCUGAAGAUUUAGAAAAAUUAUCUAACUCUCUUUAUGAUAAUUAAGUGCCUAAGAUGUGGGCAGAAAAGGGAUUCUUAUCAUUAAAACCAUUAGCUUCAUGGACUUAAGAUCUUAAUGAUAGAGUAGCAUUUUUAUAAAAAUGGAUUGAUGGAGGUACUCCUGCAUCAUUCUGGUUCUCAGGAUUCUUUUUCCCAUAAGCAUUUAUUGCAGGUAUCACUUAAAAUUAUGCUCGUAAACAUGUUAUUGCAGUUGAUCUUGUUUCAUUUGAAUAUUUAGUAAGAGAUGAUUUAGAAAUAUCUAAAAUUGUCGAUAAACCUAGUGAUGGUUGUUAUGUAUAUGGAUGCUAUUUAGAAGGAUGCAAAUGGGAUUCACAAAAACAUGUACUUUCUGAAUCCACUCCCAAAGAAUUAUUUAGUGAUUUACCAGCUGUCUAAUUGAUACCCAAAAAAAAUAGAGUAAUUCCUAAAACUGGAAUUUAUAAUUGUCCUUUGUAAUAUUUAAAUUUUAAUAUUUAGGUAUAAAGUUGUAUCAAGAGCAGGAACCCUUUCGACAACAGGACACUCUACAAACUUUGUAAUGUGGUUAGAAUUUGCUUCAGAUCAAGAAGAAGAUAUUUGGAUUAAGGCAGGAGUGGCAGCUUUCCUUGCCCUCAGAUAUUGA